CCACGAACUGUUUCGGUUCCAAGAAUAAAGUUGAUUCAUUCAAAUGUUGAUCAAAGCGUUAAAAGGCCCUGUGAAUUGACAGCUCGUACAGUCGGACUGCGAUCUGGACGAAUGCGUUGAAGUUAGAGAAGCUGCUGUGUUGUGUAAGUGUCUUACGAUUUCACGAUGUCUGUGGUUGGGGUGUACACGCUGCCGGGCUGGUGGCGUCGCGAGGUUGCUGCUGCCGUCUGUGGGGGAGUUAUUAUCUGGGGCCUGGGCGUAUUUGUAAAGAAACGGUACUUUUCUCCACUGAACAAGAUCCCCAGCCGACCGAAAGGAAGUCUCUUGUAUGGCAACAUGAAGGACUAUUUCAACGGGGACAAGAUGGAUAUACACACGGAAUGGAUGCGGGAGAUGGGAACCGGCGUAAUCCGCUACUUCCACUGCAUGGGCGAGCAGCGGGUGAUGAUUGCUGACGCCCAGGCCAUGAACCACAUCCAGCACGCCAACAACAGCAACUACGUCAGACCCAACUAUGUCAAAACAGUGUUGGAGCCAGGGAUAGGCAUGAGCCUACUAUUUAUGAACGGCGAGGAGCAUCAGGUUCACCGCCGACUGUGUAGCCAGGCGUUCAAGACGCAGGUCCUGCAAAGGAUGAUCCCAGCUAUCCAGACUCACGGGGAAGGUCUCGUAGACGCUUGGACAAAUGAGGCUGAAGACAACAACGAUGGGAUGGUGGAAGUGGCAGAGGAUUUGAGCAAACUGACGACGGAGAAUAUUGCCCAGUGUGGGUUCGGGGUCAGGAUGUGUGACCUGUCAGCAUCUCACGAAGACGUCGCAAAAGCUUUUAACGGUGUUUCCAAGUAUAAGCCAGGGAAACUGAGGUUUUUGUGGGCUAAACUAGCCAUGGCCCUACCAACUAAAGCCAACAGGACGUAUUCAAGAAAUCUUAAAGUUUGCGACCAGAUAAUUGAAGACGCCAUUCGCAUGAAAAAGGCCGCCAUCGACACCGACACAGUGGAUGAGGAUGGACUGAAGGAUAUUUUGAGCGUGCUGAUGCUUGCCAGGGAUGAGGAGACAGGGAAACAGCUCUCCCCUAAACAGCUCCGGGAUCACGCCAUGUUUUUCUUUGCUGCUGGAAUUCAGAAUACAGCCACUUGCAUGUCCUGGUGUCUCCUUGUUUUGGCCACUAGACCGGAAAUACAGCAACGAGUCAGGUCAGAGGUCACCACGCACCUGCCUCCGAGGGGUGAACCAAUCACAGACGCCCAUCUUCACAAGUUGAAGUAUCUGGAGAGUGUGAUCAAGGAGACGUUAAGGUUUCACCCCGUUAUUACCAACUACAACAAGCAGGCCGUCAGGGACGACGUCAUCAACGGCUACCACAUUCCUGCCGGCACCAUCGUCACUCUCUGUGUGGAGGCACUACACAGGAAUCCCGCCUACUGGGAGGAACCCGACGAGUUUCAGCCGGAGCGGUUCCUGCACCAGGAAAAGCAAGAAAACACAAAAUGGCGUCCGUUUGGCGCCGGAAAUAAGAUGUGCCUCGGCAACAAAUUUGCCAUGAUGGAGAUGAAGGUGACAUUGGGCUUGUUGUUACGAGACCUUCAGUUUACGAAGGAUGACACGGACUAUGGCAGAAAGAAGUGCAUCACCAUGUUCCCAGACCCCCCGCUGACCCUGCAGACGCGCCCCGUCAACAUGUAAAGAUCAGAGUCAUUCGUCACCACUCGCCCCUUUCCGUCACCUGCAUUCGGUUUGUCCCGGAAUAACACGAGUUGGUCACGAAUGGAUCAGAGUGUGACCGAGUGAUGAAGACGGUUAAGAGACGAUAAGAAACAGACUUUGUGUGUUUCUAGUGACGUGUUUCAUUCCGCAUCUUUUGAUGCCUGCAUGAAAGAUGAUAUUUAACAAUACAGUCGGACCCCGGUAUCUCGAACCUAGUGGGACCAUGUUGUAAUUCGAGAUGUCCUGACAUUCGAGAUAGCAUGGCAUGUGCUUGUGAAACAUAUUCAAUGUGCAAAAGACAAAUUCGAGAUAAAGGUACACAAUUCUAUAGAAGUCAAAGUUGGGACCGUGUCCAAUGUUCGAGAAAGCGAUAUGAAUUCAAGAUAAGCUGUCAAAUGUAAGGCGGUCGGGUCGGUACUGAAGAAUAGGUUCGUCUUAUGUGGUACAUUCCAGAUGACGGUAUCCGGCGGCAUAUGUUUUGUUUGUGCCAAUGAUCAGGGGUUCGGUGUGAAUUUCUCGUGUACCCAAAUAUUCACCGUAACAUCUCACCCUGCAGACAUGUAUCAACACUUUCGUGGUGGGUUUUAACAUUCAAACUGUUUUCUACAGUCAAUCACAUAGUCCCCUUUUAAACUCAUGAACUCUCUAAAGUGCUAUAAUUAAUAUUGCUAAAGGGUUAUAAUUAAUAUUGACCAGGCAUUUUUUUGUGUAAGGACACUGAUUGCUUGGAUAAUUUGAAUUAAUUAUUUUGUUUUUACAUUUUCUAAAAAGAAAAUGUUGAGCCAGUAGCCCAUCGUCCUUCCGAUUUAAUAUUUGGAAUAUUCAAGUAUAACGGGGGCACGCGUGGCCCAGUCGUCUAAGGCGCCGCGAUUCGCUGUGCAGAGUUGCGUCCCUUGGGCACGCCAGAAACCUAUGAUUGUGGGUUCGAAUCCCGGUUCGUCCCGAUUAUGUUUCUAGGUUUGUUAGCACCAUACCCGUGCUCGUGGGUUUCACCGAAUUGGUAAACGUCUAAGACCUACAUCACUUCGGGCUUUCCUCCCACAUUACGCUGACACGCCGUGCUAUAACUGGAAAACUGUUAAAAGCGGCGUUAAACAUAACUCACUCAAGUAAAACGUGGGUACAAGGUUGCAUUUUAUGUGUGGUAUUUCAGGUACUGCCCAAGAUUAUCUUGAUGAAGACUGUGAACUCAUGUUAACCUCAGUUUACGCAUGUUCGAAAACAUGUCGAGGCUUGGUAAUGGUUGUGUAAGAGUGACAUCGAGUUCUAGCAAAUUUGACUGAUUUUCAAAUUUUCAGAUAUUGAAAGUACCUUUUGCCAAAUUGAUGAAGUGGAAGUGUUGUGUGUGUGUGUGCGUGCGUGUUCAUAUCCUAACCUUAAUUUUAAACAUUGUGUUAGUAUAUGUCUUAUUUUACCUAACCCAGACCAUGGCGUUAGAAUUUGCUUUUAUGUCUAAGUGUCUCGUAGACCAUACCUGGUCGGAUGUUAUAUUUUACUGUUCGUGUUCGUGUUUUAGUAUGAAGUGUAUAUAACAUGUGACACUAUAAUAAACAUUAUUCUCUCUCUUCUCUCUGUGUGCAUGGGUGCGUGUGUGUAUAUAUGUGUCUUUGAUAACAUUGUAUUCUCAACACAAAAAGCAUUGUUUUUUAUAGCCAGUGAGUUUCUUUUCCCCCGUUUUGCUUUGCCAGGAGUGGCAGGUCAAAAGCUUUAAUUGCUAUGAUAUUAUUUUAUAUUUUUCUUCCAUCUUGUUAAAGAACGUGAUAUGUAUUAUAUUAAUUUUCAUUUGAAAUUAGAUUUGAAUAAUGUUUACUGCGCUAUUCAAAUCCUGUUGAAGCUCAAUGCUUUUAUAUUUAUGUACUGUAUACUGUAUAUAUUAUAGGUAAAUUGAUUGUGAUAUCAUGCUCAAUAUUUCGAUAUUUCUGAAUCACGAGCAUUUGAUUACUGUAAAUAUCUGUACAUGAGAUUGUGAUGGAAGGCACGCAACUCUUGCCGACAAGUCUGUGAUACAAUUCGGGUUUCGGGUUUCCUGUCAAGUCCGGUUUGUAGUAUAACAGUUGGUGUGUCAGAAGUGUGCAGACAUGGAUAUUGAUGAGAUUCUCUUUAGUGAAUACUUGACAAAGACAGUACAAAAGAACUUUUAUGUAUGAAGGUUUUGUACAACGGAACUAAGAGCUGUAUAUUUUAUUUUGUGUAAUAAACACUAUCUUACAU
Haliotis rufescens (red abalone) is the source of this 3918-nucleotide messenger RNA. RefSeq names its product cytochrome P450 monooxygenase 197-like. Gene Ontology annotation, molecular function: heme binding; oxidoreductase activity, acting on paired donors, with incorporation or reduction of molecular oxygen; monooxygenase activity. The coding region runs from base 166 to 1686 and encodes 506 amino acids. The transcript is spliced from 12 exons. NCBI's taxonomy places the organism in Eukaryota, Metazoa, Mollusca, Gastropoda, Lepetellida, Haliotidae. The record is from RefSeq and is a predicted model, not a curated record.